Messenger RNA from Zalophus californianus (California sea lion), 849 nucleotides. RefSeq names its product gastric inhibitory polypeptide (gene GIP). Gene Ontology annotation, cellular component: extracellular region. Gene Ontology annotation, biological process: response to glucose; regulation of fatty acid biosynthetic process; response to starvation. The transcript has 7 exons. Gene Ontology annotation, molecular function: hormone activity; glucagon receptor binding. The record is from RefSeq and is a predicted model, not a curated record. Bases 141 to 638 code for a protein of 165 amino acids. NCBI's taxonomy places the organism in Eukaryota, Metazoa, Chordata, Mammalia, Carnivora, Otariidae.
GGGAGAGGCUGGGACAGAGGACGGCUGGAGGGGAUACUGGAGAGCCAAUCUGCGUGAGAAAUAAGAAGGCAGCUCUCAGCAUUCCUGUAACACCCGGGUGACAAAGGCAGGAGGACAAACGAGGAAAUCACCCUUGGAAGAUGGUGGCCGUGAAGAUCUUCGGUCUCCUGCUGGCGUCCCUGCUACUGGCAGUGGUGCUAGGAGAGAAGGCGGAGGGUCACUCCAGGAACCAGCCAUGUGGUCCAUCCCUUGCAUCCUGUAGAUGGGAGGCACGGCCGUCAGACAGAGGCCACGCUAAGGUCAGUGGCUCCCGACCUCGAGGCCCCAGGUAUGCUGAGGGGACCUUCAUCAGUGACUACAGUAUCGCCAUGGACAAGGUCCGCCAACAAGACUUUGUGAACUGGCUGCUGGCGCAGAAGGGGAAGAAGAACAACUGGAAACACAACAUCACCCAGAGGGAGGCCGCUGGGGCCCUGGAGCUGGCCCAUCAAUCUAACAGGAAGGAGGAGGCGAGGGAGCAGCAGGGCUCUCUACCCAGGAAGGCCAGUGAUGAAGAUUUGCUCAAGGAUUUACUGAUUCGAGAGCUGCUGGCCUGGAUGGUGGAUCAGAUGGAAGUCAGCAGGCUCAGAUUUCAGUGACUCAGACCAAACCCAGCUGGGGCCUGGACUCUGCCCUUCGCUCACUCAGGACUCAGCUCCAUUCCAGGGUACCUAAGAGAAGCCAAACCAAUCAAGUUUAAGCUGAAAUAAAUCCUUGUGCCCAUUGUCAAAACUUGCUCAAAUGUCUAUUUGAGCACUGUUAAUGUACGUGUGUCUGUGUGUUUGCAUGCCACCCAAUGAAAACGAGAUA